Messenger RNA from Mesorhabditis spiculigera, 1059 nucleotides. Lineage: Eukaryota; Metazoa; Nematoda; Chromadorea; Rhabditida; Rhabditidae. The record is from the annotation of a GenBank genome assembly.
AUGCAGAAGAAGCGCACGGGCAAGAGGCGGACGAAGCCGAGCAAGGAGGACGAGGAGCGCUCCGACGAGGACCACGACGACCAGAAGGAGAAGGCGCCGUCCGUCGGCGAGAGGAGGCGCCAAGGACGCGCCAAGAAGAGGGCCAGCGCCACCAAUGCUGGCAACGGCAGCAAGGAGGGCCAGCGUUCCGGAAAAGGGCCUGCGCCAUCGCCCGCCGAGCCGCUGAACCCGCUGCUGGGGCCGGUGACGCCCAGCGAUCCGAUCACCGUUGGGAUUGAUGCGUGGGUGAAGCAGACGUUGGCUACAGGAAUACUCGGGCUCAAAGCGCAAUGGGCCGACCUGAAGUCCUACCAGCCGACGAACAAGACGACGACCGCCUUUGCCGCCAACCCGGACAAGAAUCGAUACCCGGACGUGUCGUGCUACGAUGAUACGCGCGUCAAGCUGACGCCCGAGGGCUCGGCGUACUGGCCGGAGAAGCCGGGCCAGUUCCAGAACCACGGCCGCUUCUUCGUCGCCAACAAGAAGCUCGACGCCGACGACCACCGCUUCCAGGUGUUCACCAUCGAGCUGCUGCCCGACGGCUGCUCGAACAGUCGCAUGCUACGCCUAAUCCAAUUCACCCGCUGGCCGGACCACGGGGUCCCGUUGCGCGGCAAGACGGUGCUGCGCCUCCUUCGCAGCAUUGCUACGGUUGACUCGUGGAACCAGGGCAAAACGCUGCUGCACUGCUCGGCCGGCAUCGGACGCACCGGCACGCUGCUGGUCAUCGACUGGCUGCUGUGCAACCUCUACAAUGGCGGCUGUAGUGAUGUGACGCAGCUGGUGAAGCUUCUCCGCAGCCAGCGCGCCCACUCGAUUCAAACGGACCGCCAGUACAUCUUCAUCCACUCGACCGUGCUCGACUACCUAUGCACAAAAUAUCCGCAGCGGUACGCGGCCUGGGGCGCCGACACGUUCCUCGCCGAGGCGAAGAAGAUGAACCGAUCGCGUGAACCGGCCGCCACCGGGCCCUCGUCCAAGGAACCAACACCCGAAAUUCCCAAGGAGAUGAAAGCA